AUGAGCUCCUCCUCCAUCUCCUCUCGUCUCCAACAAAUUCUCGAUCUACAAAAAAAGGGAGACAUUGCCAGUGGUCAUUCCAUUCUCGUUCAAAUGACUCGAGAAGCUCGUUCCAUUGAUUUUCAAAAAGAAUUAUUCGAUCCUGCUUCCGAAGCUCUCGAUGAUUUAUGUUUAAUGCUCUCCAAUAAGGAAAUGAAUUUUAAAUUUAUUGUGGUGAAUAUUUUAGCCACUGUGGCAAGUUUGAAUCCAAAAUUGUGUCAGGAAAUUGUGAAGAGAUCGGAUACGGUGGAUGAAAUGAUUUCAAUGGCUCGUGAACACAAGAAUAUGAUUCAACCUGUGAGAGAUGUCACUGCCUUUUUGAGAAAUGCUGCAUUGAUUGCGGACAACAAAUCAACUCUCACUCGAUUCAAGUGUCACGAAAUGGCUGCGACUCUACUCGCUCAUUAUUUAAAGAAUGUAAAACAAGCUGAAUUUGCAUUGGAUAAUUGUUGUGCCAUUUUGGCAUUACUUGUGAAAAAUGAUGCAGAAUUAGCAUUUAUGGUUGGAACUACUCUCAAUGUCAUUUCAUUGUUAAAAACCAUCUUGUCGGAUGUCACUCUUCAACAAGAAGCUAAAGAAAAAACCAAUCAAAGCGCUCAACGUCUCUUGAAAUCCAUUCUGCAAUUGUAUCAAUAUUUAUGUCACUUUUCAAAUGCAAACCACAAAACAAUGGUAGAAACAGGAUCUCAUCUUGUUUUAUCAAAUUUAUUUGGAUUAUAUCAAUCUUGUUUUGAAGAAGCGUCACAAGCUGCCUCUAAAGUUUUACACAUUAUUGGACAAACACAUUUAAUUUCAAAUGAAGAAGAAAGUCAAUCAUUGAAUGAAGAAUCAAUGAGUGGAGUUGUGAAUGACUUGAAAUCUGGAAUUCCUUCCAAACAAAAGAAGGCAUGUGAAUUGUUAUGGGAAGCAACAGAAGACGAUGAAAAUAUUCCUCCAUUUGUGAAUUCUGAAAUUCCUGACUUGUUGAUUGGAUUGUUGGAGAGUGAAUAUUUGCAAAUUUUAGAACCAUCGACUGGAGCACUCUCAAAUUUGGUUCGUGAUCCUGCUGUACUGGUCAAGAUGGCAUCCAAGAAAAUCCUUUCCAUUCUCUCUGCAUUUAUCAAACAAGAAACAAGCUCAAAAUUAGUUCUCAAUGCAGUUGCCAUUUGUGUUUAUAUUGGUAACUCGAGAACACUUUUAGAAAGAUUGAGUGAAAUUAACUUUGCUUCCAUUUGUGCUCAAGCAUUUGACAGAUACUUCCAAAUGAUAGAAAUCAAAGAAGUGUCACCAGUCGAAAUUCAAAUAUUGAUGGCUCUUUUGAAAUUAUUUUCCAACUUUGCUAGAACUAAAAUGUCAGCUAUUGAAUUGAAAGAUACUGGAAUUGUUGAUACCAUGUUACGUGUCAUUAUGAAAGAACCUACUCGUCAAAAUUUUGAAAUUAGAAAAAGUUCAUGUGAAACUCUCUAUAACUUGUACAAUGUCGAUGAAAUUAGAGAUUACAUUGAUAGUAUUGAAGGUGCUAUGGGAUACAUGACAGACAUGAUUGGAAUGAUUGAUUUAUCCAAUUGUGACAGAAUUCUCAGUAUGAAAAAUAAUGGAGCUACUGAAGAUGAAAUUAGACAAGCUCUUGAUGAUGAUAAUGCUUCAUUUAAACCCAUUGAUAGCAAUGCCUUCAAAUUGGCAAGCUUUGAUGAUGAUGAUGAUGAUGAAGACGAGGAAGACGAAGAAGAGGACGAAGAAGAAGAAGAGAAUAAUGAAAUGACUGAACUCAGACCUUCUAAUGAUGAAGAAUUAUUGGCCUCUGAAUUGGAACCUGCAGAUGAAGAAGAAUUGCAACCUACAGAAUUAGAACCAGCCGAUGAAGAAGAAUUACAACCUACAGAAUUAGAACCUGCAGCACUUGACGAUGAGAGUGAACCUGAAGAACUCGAAGCAUCUGUUCUCGAUGAAGAAUUAGAAUUACAACAAGAAAUGGAACGCCGAAUGCGUGAAGAAGAGGAAGAAGCCAAACGUAAAGAAGAAGAAGAACGUAUCAAGAAUGAAGAAAAAGAGAGACGUAAAGAACAGAGACGUUUACAACGUAAAGAAAAGAGAAUUAAGGAAAUGAAAGAAAAACAAAAAGAAGAAGAAGAAGAAGAAAAGAAGAAGGAAAAAAGAUUAGCCAAAAGAAAAGCCAUUUCUCGUGAAUUACUUUCCACAGAGGAAUCCUAUGUGAAAGCUUUGGAUACUUGUCGAAAGAUUUAUAUGGAAAGAAUUAUUACGUCACCAAAAACAAUUCUUCCAAAAGAAAAAUUUGACAUCAUUUUCAAAGAUAUUGAUUUGAUUUAUAAGGUCAAUUAUGCAUUUUUAACAAAACUUAAGGCCUUAUUCCAAAAUGAAGAGGAAUUGUGGGAAAAUGUGGAAUACAAGAUUGGUGAAUUGGUACUUUCGUAUGCACCAAGUUUUAAGACCUAUUGCUCCUUUGUGAAUAAUUAUGACAGAGCUGAGGCAAUGAUGUUUGCUUGUAUUAAGCAGUAUAAGCCAUUUGCUGACUUUUUGGAUCAAAUUUCAAAUGAAUUGUUGGAUCAAGGUUUUCGUCAGACCGACUUGGGAUCUUUCUUGAUUCAACCUGUCCAACGUUUGCCUCGUUACAACCUUCUUCUCACAGAUCUCAUGAAAAACAGUGACAGUACAGAAUCUACAGGUUAUAAAAUUCUCAAGAGAGCUCUUAAUGAAGUUCAAUCCAUUACAGGAUUUGUCAACGAAGCUAAAAGAGGUGUUGAGUUUGAGGCCAUGGCAUCAAAAUUAUUGGAAAAGUUGCAACUUACUCUUCCAGAAAACUCAGGAAGAAAAUGGAUCCACACUGAGAAGAAACUUCGUGGUUAUCUCUACGAGAAGAGAAAAGAAUCAACCACAAAGAAUAAGGCGCCUUAUUUUGUUGCCCUUCAUAUUUUGAGCGAUUAUGCAAUUGUUAAGAGAAAGAAAGGACCAAUGUCUAAUAAGGUCCACGUAUUCAAUUUGAAAUACACCAGAAUCAGAAGAAAGGCAGCAGAUAUGGAUAAAGAUGGUUUGUCAAUGACUUUGGAAGAUGAACAACAAUCUAAACAAACACCACCUGCUAUGGAAUUGGAAGUGAAAUUCCCAAGCAAGGAAAUGAGAGAAGAAAUUUUGACCAAAUUGACCAACAUUCAUCUCGACUUGAAUGCUUAA
Messenger RNA from Naegleria fowleri, 3207 nucleotides. RefSeq lists its product as uncharacterized. NCBI's taxonomy places the organism in Eukaryota, Heterolobosea, Eutetramitea, Acrasida, Naegleriidae. Gene Ontology annotation, biological process: intracellular signal transduction. The record is from RefSeq and is a predicted model, not a curated record. The transcript has 5 exons. Gene Ontology annotation, molecular function: protein binding; guanyl-nucleotide exchange factor activity. The coding region runs from base 1 to 3207 and encodes 1068 amino acids.